Messenger RNA from Phragmites australis (common reed), 2510 nucleotides. Its product is annotated as boron transporter 4-like. The record is from RefSeq and is a predicted model, not a curated record. Gene Ontology annotation, biological process: transmembrane transport; monoatomic anion transport; monoatomic ion homeostasis. Gene Ontology annotation, molecular function: solute:inorganic anion antiporter activity. The transcript is spliced from 14 exons. Gene Ontology annotation, cellular component: plasma membrane. Bases 190 to 2178 code for a protein of 662 amino acids. NCBI's taxonomy places the organism in Eukaryota, Viridiplantae, Streptophyta, Magnoliopsida, Poales, Poaceae.
UGCGUUCAUUUAUAAAUACCCGCAUUCGGGGGCCUCGAGAAGCCAACCACGCCGCGGUCCGGACCCCCGCCUCCGCUUCCGUCCGCUUAGGGUUCCGCUCCGCGCCCAGCAGGAGCCGGCAUUGCCGAUCUCAACCCCCCGCCUCCGCCCACCAUCAACUCGACCGCCGCCGAGCGGUAAUCGCUUAAUAUGGAUGUACUAAGGAAUCCCUUUAAGGGAGUCAUCGCCGAUGUCAAAGGAAGAGCAUCUUGGUACAAGCAUGAUUGGGCUGCAGGACUCCAUUCUGGCUUUAGGAUAUUGGCACCUACCAUGUAUAUCUUUUUUGCCUCUGCGCUUCCUGUCAUCGCUUUCGGAGAACAACUGAGCACGGCAACAAAUGGUACACUCACAACAGUUGAAACAGUGGCAUCUACUGCGAUAUGUGGCAUCAUUCAUUCAAUUCUUGGAGGGCAGCCAUUGCUCAUUGUUGGAGUAGCGGAACCAACUAUUAUCAUGUACACGUAUCUCUACAACUUUGCCAAUAAGCAGCAAGGUCUGGGAGAAAAGCUAUAUUUGGCGUGGGCAGGAUGGGUCUGCAUCUGGACCGCUAUCAUGUUGUUUCUUUUGGCAAUGUUCAACGCCUCCAAUGUUAUUAGCAGAUUUACAAGGGUUGCAGGAGAACUUUUUGGGAUGUUGAUCACUGUUCUGUUCUUGCAAGAAGCUAUCAAGGGGGUCAUAAGUGAAUUCAGUGUGCCUGAAGAUGCAGACAGCAGUUCACCAAUAUACCAAUUCCAGUGGCUGUAUGUCAAUGGCCUACUUGGUGUCAUAUUUUCAAUUGGCUUGUUGUUCACUGCAUUAAAAACCAGGCGGGCAAGGUCAUGGCUGUAUGGCCUAGGGUGGCUUAGAAGCUUCAUUGCUGAUUAUGGUGUCCCACUUAUGGUGAUUGUGUGGACAGCAUUGUCAUAUACACUGCCAAGCAAGGUCCCUUCAGGAGUCCCCAGGAGGCUUUUCUCUCCACUUCCCUGGGAGUCAAAUUCUCUGCAGCAUUGGACCGUAGCGAAGGAUUUGUUUUCUGUCCCUCCAGCAUAUAUAUUUGCAGCCAUUGUGCCUGCUUUGAUGGUUGCUGGACUUUAUUUCUUUGACCAUAGCGUAGCUUCACAGUUGGCUCAGCAAAAGGAGUUCAAUUUGAAGAAACCUUCUGCCUACCAUUAUGAUAUUUUGGUCCUCGGAUUCAUGGUACUGCUCUGUGGUUUGAUUGGCAUCCCUCCAUCUAAUGGAGUACUUCCUCAGUCUCCCAUGCACACAAGAAGUCUUGCUGUCCUCAAGAGGCAGUUGCUACGCAAAAAGAUGGUUAAUACCACCAAGGCUAUGGAGAACCGGGCUAGUAGAUUGGAGAUAUAUGGAAAAAUGCAAGAAGUUUUCAUCGAAAUGGAUAGCGAACAGAAUACUGAUUCUGUUGACAAGGAGUUGAAAAGCUUGAAAGAUUCUGUUCUGAAAGAAGUUGACGAACAAGGGAAAUUGGAAGAAAAAUUUGACGCUCGAAAACAUAUAGAAGCCCACUUACCUGUUCGAGUGAAUGAACAGAGGCUGAGUAACCUGCUGCAAUCCUUACUGGUUGGUGGUUGUGUUGGGGCUAUGCCAGUCAUCAGGAUGAUACCGACAUCGGUUCUCUGGGGUUACUUUGCCUACAUGGCCCUUGAUAGUCUACCAGGGAAUCAGUUCUGGGAGAGGAUACGGCUUCUGUUCAUUACAGAAGGCCGACGCAACAAGGUUCUCGAAGGUCCUCAUGCAUCUUUUAUGGAGUCGUUGCGGCUAACAACAAUAAAUGUCUUCACGAUCUUUCAGUUGGUUUACCUCCUGAUAUGCUUCGGCAUAACAUGGAUACCGAUAGCAGGGAUUCUGUUCCCAGUGCCUUUCUUCCUUAUGAUUCUCAUCAGGCAGUACGUCCUCCCAAAGUUUUUCGAUCCAAAUGACUUGCGAGAAUUGGAUGCAGCCGAGUACGAAGAACUUGAAGGGGUCCCCCACGAACACACAGUGGAGGAGGAUGCAUCUGAUGCAGGAAGCUGUCAUGGCCGUCCUGAUGCUGAAAUUUUGGAUGAACUCUCAACCAAUCGUGGAGAGCUAAAGCGCAGAGCUGCAAGCCUACGUGACGAAAGGCACCUUCAGGUUCAUUCAAAUGCUGUUCAGCCAAGCUUGUGAAGAUAGAAAAAGUGGCCCGAGAACUGAGGCUUUUCUGUAGAGCAGAUCCUAAAACAACAGUCCUUUUGUUACUUAAUGUAUGAGCAGUGUUGUGCUUGGGUUUUGACCCAAACGCAUCUGUAUGGAUGGUGUAAUACGUAAGAACAGGUAAUUAGCGUAAAACUAGGAGUGAUUGGGAGGACUAAGAAGAGAGGGCAGAUGCAAGAUUGAAUUGGAUACGAAGUGGGAGUGAAGUAGAAUGAUUAGCUCACUGGAGUGUACUGUAAAUUUUUAAUAUUGUGAGAAGCUAAGUUGAAAUAUGUCUUGAUUUACAUGUGAUGAGUGAUUGAUUA